AUGGAAUGUGAUUAUAUCAUUUACAAUAUCAAAGAUGAUCACACUGUUGUUGAUGAUGCUUUGUGGAUACUAGAUCAAAUCCAUAGUAAUUUAGAAUCUUUUACAAUACAAAAGAUAUUCAUUCUUAUUUCUUCUGUAUUAACAUGGUCCAAAAGUGCACUUCCAGAUCCAGAUGAUCCGGAAAUGCCUUUUACUUAUGAUGAUUAUUUAAGAAGGAAAUCACAUCCAAACUUCAAAGAGCAUAUAUUAGCUGGGAAAUCAGUUGUACAACAAGGAAAAAUAGUAACUUAA
Molecule: messenger RNA, 291 nt
Organism: Schistosoma guineensis
Lineage: Eukaryota; Metazoa; Platyhelminthes; Trematoda; Strigeidida; Schistosomatidae
Source: the annotation of a GenBank genome assembly